CGUCUGACUGGAGCUAUACCAGCUUGUAGCUAGCCCCUCUUCCGAGCGGCAAGGGCACCCACCUCACAGCCGAUGGCAACCAUGUGGAGAGAGAGGUUCUAGAUUCGUUUGACUACAUGGGGUGAACCGGUCUCCUUUGUGGGUGUCGGUGGGAAAAGGGAAAGGGGGGCUGUGUUGGAAGCUACGACAGGAGAGAAGCAAGCUAAAAGGGGAUGUUGGCCCAAGCUCCUUGCAUUCAAUGAGCGGUGGACAACUCGGGUUGUUUUUUCCGCCUUCCGGGUGCCGGUGGAAAAGCUUAAUUCGACAGUGAGGGGAGGUUCCUGAUAUCAGGGCUGGGAUGGGUGCUGAGCUGGAUGGGUAUGAGUGAUUUUCUGGUGGUGGUUAGGGGGAUACUGAGGCAAGGUACUUAGGUAGGGGACUUGGGGUACAUAUUACCUUGGUUGGUUGGGUGGUAGCUCUUUCCACCCGACACGAGGAGUAUCGCUCCUUCCGGCAUCGCGAAAGCUUGAGGCAAGUGCUAGGUGCUUCGUCACACCUUCCUCCCAAAUGCGAGAGGCGGUGGUCUCGACCGACUUUCAUCGCCGUGGCAAUGCAUUUCACGCAUCAUGGGAUUCGGAAUGGGGUUGAGGGGUUUUGUGGUGUUUCGUGUUACGUAUUUCUCUGAGCACUCAUUGUCAUGGCUAUUUUGAGAUUGGUGCGUUGAAUGCCGCGGCAGAGCAUGUGCCCUUGCUGUGAUAUCCCGGGAGAGGGCUUGCCUCUAUCGAGGAAUAAUCUCCAGGACCAGCAGUGGCACAAUUGAAGGGCCGCGGCGUGGGAGGGGGAGGUACUGUACGUACUUGGGCAGUGCCUCCUCGGAGUGGUUCUCAUAAGAAGCUGGUACGCCCUUUGUCCAGUCGGGUGUUAUCAGUCUCACUUCUCCUACCUGUUCCUUCCUCCCUCUGCACUGUCUUGACUCUAUCUUGUAACACCAGUCUUACCCAUAUUAUCCCCGAUUGACUCGUAAUGGGUAAACGAGGAGACAAAUCUCGCAUUCGAUGGCAGGAUAACGACGUUGAGGCCGGUCGGUCUGCGAGCCGACCGGUUCAAGGUCCUGGGCUUGAGCGUACUCGCUCUCAUGGUUCCAUGUCAAUUCGGAGUGUUCGUUCGAAUACCGGUGGUGGUAUGGAUCCCUCUGCGGCGCUGCCUAUUCAGUACCGGACUGUCUCCAUCGACAUUGAUGAUUACAACCGCAAGGCUGAAGUGGCCAACAAGGUCUCAAAGGCUUCUGCGACAGGUACUUUGUUUUCUCUUGGUCACAUUUGCGGUUCGGGAAGGCUGACGAUAUGUCUGAUGAUGACAGGCCUUGCCGACCUCGAAUGGCACACCCUUCCCGUUGCUGACGUUGUCAAUCGCUGGACCACCUCCCUCGACCAAGGCCUCUCUCAAGACCAAAUCAAGCGCCGCGUCACUGAAUAUGGCAAAAACACGCCCUCUCCCCCGGAGACCCACCACUUCCAACAAAUCAUGGGCUACUUCUUUAAGGGCUUCGGUUCUGUCCUCCUCGUCGGCUCCAUCCUCGUCUUCGUUGCUUGGAAGCCCCUGGGACAACCCCCGGCCCAGGCCAACUUGGCCUUGGCUAUCGUCUUGCUUGCUGUGUUCUUCAUUCAGGCCGCCUUCAACAUGUGGCAGGACUGGUCGUCGUCUCGGGUCAUGGCUUCCAUCAAGAAUAUGAUUCCUGAGGAGUGUCUUUUGAUUCGGGAAGGCGUUCAGGUUUCGGCCAUGGCUGCUGAUAUUGUUCCUGGAGAUGUGUUGCUGGUCAAGGCGGGGAAUAAGUUGCCGGCGGAUGUGAGGUUUGUGCAGGUGUCGAGUGAUGCUAAGUUUGAUCGGUCGAUCCUUACUGGUGAAUCGGUCCCUCUUGCUGCCACUGUUGAUGCUACGGAUGAGAACUACCUCGAGACCAAGAACAUUGGUUUGCAGGGCACCCAUUGCUCGUUUGGUACUUGCACUGGAGUUGUUGUCGCAACUGGCAACAAGACGGUGUUUGGACGGAUUGCCAAGUUGACCAAUGAGCCUAAGAAGGGGAUGACGCCUCUUGAGAGGGAGGUUCUCAACUUUGUCUAUGUCAUUUGUUCCAUCAUGGUGGUUAUGAUCAUUGCGGUUGUUGUUAUUUGGGCCGCCUGGCUGAGGACUACGUAUCCAGACUGGAUCAGUGUCCCUAAUCUAAUCGUUGCUUGUGUGUCGGUUGCUGUGGCUUUCAUUCCUGAAGGCUUGCCAGUAGCGUUGACGGCCAGUCUGACGAUCAGUGCGAAUAUGAUGCGGAAGAACAAGGUCUUGUGCAAGUCGUUGAAGACUGUUGAGACGCUUGGGUCUGUGUCUGUCAUUUGUUCGGACAAGACUGGGACACUGACAGAAAACAAAAUGGUGGUCACAGACUGUGCCCUUGGUGGCAAGGAAAUGACUGUGGAUGGCAUCCUCGAUGUUGCCAUCGCCGAGCGACUUACCAACGGUGACAUGGCGAGCAACUCCAUUGACCAGCUGCGCAGCGUUGCUGGGCUUUGCAACGCUGGAGAGUUUGACGCUGCCACGAGGAACCUGCCCGCUAGCGAAAGAAAGAUUCACGGUGACGCUACUGACCAAGCCAUUCUGCGGUUUGCAGAAGGCUUGGGUCCUGUGUCUGAGCUCAAGCGCUGCUGGGCUACGAAGUUCAACCUCGCCUUCAACAGCAAGAACAAGUUCAUGAUUCGCGUUCUGGGAUACACCCAUCCUGAUGGGCUGAGCUUGGCUUUGCCAACUGGAACGGCGUCUGUCUUUGAGCCUGGCGAUAUGCUCUUGACUAUCAAGGGAGCUCCAGAGAUAUUGAUGGACCGUUGUACCAACUUUACUGGUAGUUCGGGCGUUGCCAUGACCUUGAAUCCUGAAGUUAGAGAGAAGUUCAACCGCAUCAAGAAUGAUUGGUCUGCACAAGGGCGUCGGGUGUUGCUUCUGGCCCACAAAGCACUCUCCAGGCGCUCCUUUAAGUCGUCUCCCUCGUCCUCGGCUGCCUUUGAGGCAGAGACUUUGGAGCAAGCCAAAUCUGGACUCACCCUCGUGGGCCUGGUCGCUAUUGUUGACCCUCCCCGGCCUGAGAUCCCAGAGGUGGUCAAGACUCUUCGUACGGCUGGCAUUCGCAUGUUUAUGGUCACUGGAGACUUUGCCUUGACGGCCCAAGCUAUCGCUAGAGAGUGCGGCAUCAUCACCAACCCAGACAGCGUUGUCGCUAACGUCACCGCUCUGUCCCGGGAGCCCACCGAAACAAAAAAUCACAAGGAUCACACUCCGUCUGAAGAAGGCGACGAGGAGCUCUCAAAGUCCAUCGUGCUGACCGGCCCAGAUCUCAUCACCCUCAACAGCACCCAAUGGGACGCUCUCGUCUCCUACAACGAAGUCGUUUUUGCCCGAACAACCCCCGAGCAAAAACUGCGAAUCGUCCGUGAGCUCCAGGACCGCGGUCACGUCGUGGGCAUGACAGGCGACGGCGUUAACGACGCCCCCGCCCUCCGCGCAGCAGACAUUGGCAUUGCCAUCGGCGGCGGGAGCGACAUUGCCAUUGAGGCCGCUGACAUGGUCCUUCUCGAGUCCUUCUCCAGCGUGGUCGAAGCGGUCCGCUUUGGUCGGGUGCUGUUUGACAACCUCAAGAAAACCAUCGCGUACCUCCUCCCCGCUGGAAGUUUUGCUGAGUUCUGGCCCAUCAUGACAAACGUCGCUUUUGGGCUGCCGCAGAUUUUGAGCUCGUUUUUGAUGAUCAUUAUUUGCUGUUUUACGGAUUGUCUGGCUGCUACCGCGCUGGCGUAUGAAGCUCCCGAGGCGGAUGUUUUGAAGCGGCCUCCGAGACGGGUCGGGGUGGAUAGAUUGGUCGAUUGGAGGUUGAUUGUGCAGAGUUAUGGGUUUGUGGGUGUGAUUGAGACGGUGGUGGCCUUUGCGAUGGCGUAUUGGUUUUUGGAGAGGGAGGGGGUCAAGUUUGGGAAUUUGUGGUUUGGGUUUGGGAGGGUGCCGGGGGGUAUGUCGGGAGAGGAGGUUGUAGCGAGGUUGAAUGUGGCUAGUUCGGUGUACUUUGUGACGUUGGUUGUGAUGCAAUGGUUCAAUUUGUUGGCGGUUAGGACGAGAAGGUUGAGUAUUUUUCAGCAUCCGCCGUUGUUUAACAAGGAGACGAGGAACUACUACUUGUUUCCGGCGGUGUUGUUUUCGUUGGUGAUGGCGUUUUUUUGGUUGUAUAUUCCGAGUUUGCAGAGUGUUUUGGGGACGGCGGAGGUGCCGGUGGAGUAUUGGUUCUUGCCAAUGUGUUUCGGGUUGGGCAUUUUGUUGUUGGAUGAGGGGAGGAAGUGCAUGGUGAGGAGGUAUCCUGGGGGGUUUUGGGGGAGGGUAGCUUGGUGAGAUGUUAUGACGGCGAGGGGAACUAGGGAGGGGAUUUUGAUGGGACAUAUGUAGCCGAUUCUGAUAAGAGUGAAUUUUCUUUUUCACAUGAAUGAAAGAGUGGGUGGUGAAAUAAAAUAUCGAGGCUUUGUUUUCUA
Messenger RNA from Podospora pseudopauciseta, 4526 nucleotides. RefSeq lists its product as uncharacterized. NCBI's taxonomy places the organism in Eukaryota, Fungi, Ascomycota, Sordariomycetes, Sordariales, Podosporaceae. The transcript is spliced from 8 exons. Gene Ontology annotation, biological process: sodium ion export across plasma membrane; proton transmembrane transport; potassium ion import across plasma membrane. The record is from RefSeq and is a predicted model, not a curated record. Bases 1003 to 4389 code for a protein of 1128 amino acids. Gene Ontology annotation, molecular function: ATP hydrolysis activity; P-type sodium:potassium-exchanging transporter activity; ATP binding. Gene Ontology annotation, cellular component: plasma membrane.